This is a messenger RNA of Mucor mucedo, 1791 nucleotides long. Its product is annotated as pyruvate kinase. The record is from RefSeq and is a predicted model, not a curated record. Bases 24 to 1622 code for a protein of 532 amino acids. NCBI's taxonomy places the organism in Eukaryota, Fungi, Mucoromycota, Mucoromycetes, Mucorales, Mucoraceae. Gene Ontology annotation, biological process: glycolytic process. Gene Ontology annotation, molecular function: potassium ion binding; magnesium ion binding; pyruvate kinase activity. The transcript is spliced from 10 exons. Gene Ontology annotation, cellular component: cytoplasm.
UAUUAUUAUAAUACAUAUACAAAAUGGCUCCUGUUGUUACUCCCGAAAUCACAUCCAACAUUCGUUGGGUCGCUCAAAUGAACGUUGAUGUCGAGCCUGCUGCUGGUCGUAAAACCACUGUGAUUGGUACCAUUGGUCCUAACACCAACAGUGUUGAAAUGAUUACCCAACUUCGAAAUGCUGGUUUGAACGUUGUCCGUAUGAAUUUCUCUCAUGGUUCUCAUGAAUACCAUAAAUCUGUUAUUGAUAAUACCCGCAAGAGUUUCGAACUCUAUCCUGGUCGUCCCGUUGCUAUUGCUCUCGACAAUAAGGGUCCCGAGAUUCGUACAGGUAACAUGGAGGAUAACAUCGAGAUCCCUAUCUCUAUCGGCCAUGAGAUGAUUUUCAGUGUUGAUGAAGAAUAUGCAGAAAAGUGUAACGGUGAAGUUAUGUACAUUGAUUACAAGAACUUACCCAAGGUGAUUGAAGUUGGUAAGACUGUCUUUAUCGAUGAUGGUGUACUCUCAUUCGAGGUACUCGAGGUCCUUGAAGAUAGCAUCCGUGUUGUUGCCAAGAACAAUGGUAAACUUUGUUCUCACAAGGGUGUUAAUUUACCAAGCACCAACGUGGAUUUACCCGCUCUUUCCGAAAAGGAUAUUACCGAUUUAAGAUUUGGUGUUGAACAAAAGGUUGAUUUUGUGUUUGCUUCAUUCGUUCGUAGUGGUCAAGAUGUAAAAGAUAUCCGUAAGGUUUUGGGUGAAGACGGUAAAAACAUCAAGAUUAUCUCCAAGAUCGAGAACCAUCAAGGUGUUGACAAUUUCGAUGAUAUUCUUCAAGAAACUGAUGGUGUUAUGGUUGCUCGUGGUGAUAUGGGUAUUGAAAUUCCUCUCGAACGUGUCUUCAUUGCUCAAAAGAUGAUGAUUACCAAGUGUAACUUGGUCGGUAAGCCCGUUAUCUGUGCUACUCAAAUGUUGGAAUCAAUGACCUACAAUCCCAGACCCACCCGUGCCGAAGUUUCUGAUGUGGCUAAUGCAGUAUUAGAUGGCGCUGAUUGUGUCAUGCUCUCUGGUGAGACUGCAAAGGGUAAUUACCCUAUCGAUGCAGUAAAGACCAUGCACGAAAUCUGUAAGCUUGCUGAAACCGUCAUUUGCUAUCCUGCUGUCUUCAAUGACCUUCGUUCUCUUACUGCUUUACCCACUGAAACCACAGAAACCGUAGCAUGUGCUGCCGUUGCUGCAGCUCACGAACAAAAUGCUGGAUGUAUCAUUGUCUUAUCUAAGUCUGGUAACUCUGCUCGUUUGAUCUCUAAGUACAGACCUCAUGCACCUAUUAUUGUUGUUACUCGUAACUAUCAAACUGCCCGUCAAGUCCAUCUUCAUCGUGGUUGUUUCCCCUUCUACUAUCCCAAAGCAUCUUCUGCUGCUGCUCUCUUAUCUGCUAACGAGCAUAACACUCCUCAUUUAAGUCCUGCUGACAACGCACCAUGGCAAGACGAUGUUGAUUCCAGAAUCAAGUGGGGUUUGGAACAAGCUAUGAAAUACGGUUUACUCAAGGGUGGUCAACCUGUUGUUGCCGUUCAAGGCUGGAAGGGUGGUCUUGGUCACACAAAUACUCUCCGUGUUAUUUACUCUCCUGCAAAAUAAGUCUAUACUUGUUUGCUCUUUUUCUGUUCUAUAUAAUCUUUGCUUUUCAGUAUGCAACCCAAAAAAAAACAUUCCCCCCUUUAAGAAACUCAAUAAGAGUUUGUCUCCACAUAUACAUGAAAUAAAGAAAAACUAAAUUUUUAUGCAUUAUAAUCAAACAAGAAAAAAA